GUUGUAGGAAGCAUGGAUGCCCAUCCCAACCGUUACUGUGCCACCGUGCGGGUGCAGCAGCACCGCCAGGAAAUCAUCCAGGAUUUGGCUGCCAUGGUCAGGGAGUUGCUUAUCCAGUUCUACAAAUCAACGAGAUUCAAACCAACUCGCAUCAUCUUCUACAGGGAUGGUGUUUCUGAGGGGCAGUUCCAACAGGUUCUCCACCAUGAGCUGCUGGCUAUCAGGGAGGCUUGCAUUAAACUGGAGAAGGAUUAUCAGCCUGGCAUCACAUUUAUAGUGGUGCAGAAAAGGCACCACACCAGACUCUUCUGCACGGAUAAAAACGAACGG
This is a messenger RNA of Cyanistes caeruleus (blue tit), 330 nucleotides long. The record is from RefSeq and is a predicted model, not a curated record. Lineage: Eukaryota; Metazoa; Chordata; Aves; Passeriformes; Paridae.